Closterium sp. NIES-67 is the source of this 1975-nucleotide messenger RNA. NCBI's taxonomy places the organism in Eukaryota, Viridiplantae, Streptophyta, Zygnematophyceae, Desmidiales, Closteriaceae. The record is from the annotation of a GenBank genome assembly.
AGGGAGUUGGCUGAGGUCUGCCUACCCUUCCCUUUCCGCAGUCCCUUCGCGACGGCCAUUUUGGUCUUCACCCACACACAUCACUUUCAUUUGCUGGUCCAAUUAUUGGCACAGCCGCACGUCACGAUCACUUUUCGCUGAGUCUCUCGCUCGUCUCCAGCACGCAAGCCACUGCCAGUUACACCUCUAGACUUUGGCAGAGCUGUGUAUUUUUCCGAAAUUCUUUUCUACGCAAACGAUUCUUUCUCCUUAACGUCGUAUAGAGGACUUGCUUUGCUAGUAAGCUUAAAGAAAAUCCCUUUUCUUUAGAUCGACUACCUGAUUUUCACUCCUGAAACUUAGCUAUACUCAUCGAGACGACACAGUAUGGGCGUGUCAACCAAUCCGUACGCCACGGAGCUUCACACCGCCGUUCUUUCCGGUCGGAUCCUCUCCGUCCGUCGAUUUCUCGAUCGCGGCGCGCGGGUGACGGCGCGCGACAAGAUCGACCGCACGCCGCUGCACUGGGCGGUCGCCGCCGGCCUCGAAGACAUCGCCAAGGUCCUCCUUAUAAGCACUCCCCCGCGCUCGUUAAAAGCCGGCGAUAAGUACGGCCGAACCGUCCUCCACUACGCUGCAGCGUCGGGAAACGUCUCUCUCGCGCGCGUGAUGAUCAACCGCGGCGCGGCGGUGAGCGCGGAAGAUCGACGGUUGGUAACGCCGCUCCAUCUGGCGGCGGAGCAGGUGAAUCCCGAGAUGGUGCAGCUGCUGCUGGGGCACGGGGCGGCGUGCGCGGCGCAGGACGCGGAAGGGCGCACGCCGCGGGGUUUUGCGGAGCGGGUGGGCAGCGCGGACUGCGCGCGGUUGCUGCGUGAGGCGGAAGCGCGGGUGACGGAUCGUUCGCUCCGGGAAGCGGAAGCGCGGGUGGCGGAAGCGGGUGUGGCGGAAGCGGGGGUGGCGGAAGCGGGUGUGGCGGAAGCGGGGGUGGCGGAAGCGGGGGUGGCGGAAGCGGGGGUGGCGGAAGCGGGGGUGGCGGGAGGUUUGGCGGCGGAACGUGCAGCAGCGAUGGCGGUAUCGAGCGCGGCAGGUCGUGGCAGCUCGCGCUCUAGCUCGCACCUUGGCGCUCUGUCAACGGAAGCAGAUGGGAGGAUGAAGGAGAACGUCAGUGUUAGGGACCUCUGUGCCUUAGGUGGUGCAUGGGAAUGCAAGUCCGAGAAGCUCUCGACGCCAGGCGCGGGCUUGGCCGCCGCUACUCUGCCUGCCGGCUCCAGCGGUCCAUUGCAGCCCUUAGGUAACCGCGCAAACGCCUCUGCCGCUGAUACGGCUCUGCAACGCAACGGACCGGCAGCAGAUACGCUGACAGCAGCAGCAGCAGAGGAAGGUGGGGCGGCGCAGCAGCAUGGAGGGUUCGUGGCCUGGGACGCGGAGGAGAGGCGAUUGGGUGCAGGCGAGAGUUACACAGAGGCCGGAUUCCGCAUUGCUGUGCCACCAUAUGCUGGGAGGGCGGGCGCUGGGGAGGUGGGGUUCACCAGGAGCGGAUUUGGAGGGGCACGGUGUGCGGAGAAGCCGAGAUCGGGGUGGGAUGAAGCCUGGGGCGUGCUGGGGCUGCUUGGGGCGUUCUGAGAUCGUUCUGAUGUUGUUCUGAGGUCGUUCUAAGGUCCAGGCUAGCCAUACUGAGAUGGGAGGGGCGGUUUGGGGUUACCUGGGGAUGGGAUUACCAGGGGAUGGGAUUCUAGGGAGAUGCUUGCAGUCAACCAUAUAUACAUUCAAGCUUCCUGGUGGGGCUUGCAAUAAGGGAGACGCAAUGCAGGGGGACGUCAUGGUACGUGCCUGUCUGGGGCUAUUGCCAGCAGGGUACGAAGUUGGUACUAGGUACCAACCAACCCACCACUACCGGGUGCUGCUGUUAGCAACUUGUUGACAUGAAGCUUCUUAAACGAUAAUGCAACUUGUCUGUACAUACUCUUGUGUAAGGAAGCUUUAAAGUGGUUGGACC